UAGAGUUGUGUAUCCGGAACUUGUUUAGCCAUAUUCAUAGUUUUGAAUCUGCAGAUAGCUAACCCUAACAUUAGCUGCUCAUCAGAAUUAGCUUGUGUUGAACAUUUUUCUUUUUGUACGUAUGUAUAUUUAUGAGAUGUCGUCCACUUGUUAAGACAGCAGUGCGUGUUGGAGCUAUGUGGCGGCGGUGAAGUAAUGUCAACUCAUCACGACUUAGUUCAUUUACAAUGAACUCCCUGUCAGUCCAACCCCCAGUAUCAAGCUCAUCAUGCAGGACGCUGCCUGGAGAGGGGAAUCAGGUACAACCAAAAGCCCCUCUUCUGCAGAUCCUGCGUGUUGCUGGAGCCCAGGAAGAAGUGUUCACACUCAAAGAGGUGAUGCACUACUUGGGUCAGUACAUCAUGGGGAAGCAACUGUAUGACAAACAGAGGCAGCAUAUAGUCCAUUGCCAGGAUGACCCUCUGGGAGAGCUGCUGGAAGUGGAGAGCUUCUCCGUCAAAAACCCAAGCCCGGUGUAUGAAAUGCUGAAGAAGUACCUGGUUGUGCAUGGUUGUGCUGACGCUGCAGAGAAUCUUUCUGUGGGCCGUGAGUGUGUAGAGGGAGGAGUGGAAGAUCGUGGUCAGAUAUGCGGAGGUGUGGUCAAAGCAGGACUGGAGGCUUGCCAGAACGUGCCUCCCCUGCAGACCCCCUCCCAGAGACGACCACGGGAGCCAGACGAUGACUCCCUUGAAGGCUUGCCACGGUCAGCAUGCAAACGCCCCAAACUGGAUGUUACCCUGGAUGAUUGGGAUCUCUCUGGCCUGCCCUGGUGGUUUCUAGGUAAUCUCCGUAGCAACUAUAGCCGUAGAAGUAACGGCUCCACUGACAUCCACACAAACCAACUGUCUCCCGCGCAGGAGGAGGACACGGCCAUCGUGUCGGACACCACAGACGACCUGUGGUUCCUGACUGAGGGCGAGAGUGAACAGGUGAGCGUGGUGAUGAAAGAGGCUGCGCUGGAGGAAGGGAGCGGAGGAGAAGGGGAGGCCCCGCCCGGGGAUGAUGACGGAGGAGGGAAGGAGGAGAAGUUGGAUCGAGAGAUGCAGGAAGAGCCUGAUGAAGACUCGCAGUGUUUGAGUGACGACACGGACACAGAGAUUUCCACGCAGGAUGCAUGGCAAUGCACAGAGUGCAGGAAGUACAACACGCCUCUCCAGAGGUACUGUGUUCGCUGCUGGGCCCUGCGUAAGAACUGGUACAAAGAUGUCCCCCGACUCGCCCACUCCCUCUCUGUCCCCGACAUCCCAGCCUGCAGUUCCCUCACCACCCACGACGAGGAGGACGACAGCGACGCGGGCAUCGACGUCCCCGACUGCAACAGGACAGUGUCUGACCCCGUCAUCCUGCCGUCUCACUCCACCGCCGACCGACCACUGCCCCCGAUGGGGAAAGGCAAAGGUCCUCGUCCCUCAGGCUUCCACAAGUCUGAGCUGCUCUCAGGAGGGGAGAGUCAGGAAGACGUAGGCAUGGAGGUAGAAGACGUCAGGCCCGAGGCUCUGUUAGAGCCGUGCAAGCUCUGCCGAGUGCGGCCACGUAAUGGAAACAUAAUCCACGGACGUACGGCUCACCUGCUGACGUGCUUCCCAUGUGCGAGGAGGCUGCAUAAGUUCCAGGCCCCUUGUCCAGGAUGUGGAAAGAUCAUUCAAAACGUCAUCAAGAUAUUCAUUCUUUAAAAAUCUGUUCAUUUCAGUGGUUCCAUCAUGGUACGGUUUAGUUUGGUACAGUACAGUACGGUGAAGAACGGUGCGAGAAUAGAUUGCGGGCGUUUGCCUCAACUUCCAUGGGAUGUUGAUUACACUGAUCUCAAGGGAGUGACAUUUUUCUGUCACCCUGCUGACCUUACCGUACUCUGGUACCCUAAGGGAAGGGUGUCAAAGAAUGGAAUAGUCGGGGCUGGUUAUUUUGGUACUAUUCCUAAUGGAACUCAAAAAAAUACGUACUAUACUGUACCAAACCAAACCAUUCCACUUGGUGGAAUCACUGCUAAAACACAGUGAGUCAGCAAACUGUAAUUGGGCCCUAAUCAGCAUAAAUGAUGACACAGCUGCAGUUGCAUGCACUCAAAUACACACACACACACGAGUGCACAGAUGCGCACGUGAAAAGCACUUGGUGACGCUUGAGUUUGGUCGCAUGGUUUAUUUUGCCAUCACACUGCCUCUGAAGUAUUGUUAGGUGAAACCUUGGUCGUCUCUCACACCAGAUGUUUUAUUUUAGUGCCACGCCCGCACAAGGGACGUACCAAGGCCGAAGUAUUUAUUUAUGAGAAGAUCACAAUGGAAAUGCAGCACACAUUUGUGUGAAUGAUUCUUAAUUUUAUGAAGGCUCUUCGUUUCAGGCUGUUCCCUGAUUGGUUCUUCCGUUGCAUUUAAUGUUGCUUGCUUUGGUUUUGUUAUUAGUUAAGUAGACUUCUUCAUCGUGACACCUUUCUUUUACUUCAUGCGUUCUCCACGUCUUUUUUUGCGUAUUCACAUCUCGUGCUAAGAUUUGAGUAAUGAAGUCGAGACUGAAGGACUGAUUUCAACACCUUCACGAAUAUUAUAUCCUUAAAGCUUUUCUCUCUAACAUGCGUUCAUUUCAGCACAAAAGAAUGUAGUGUAAAAUACAAAAGUGGUGGCUUAAGUCCCGUUUCUCUCUCAGCAUAGUAUUUUAAUAACAGUAGAGUUGACUUUAUAACCUGCUUGAGAAUGCACAGCUGAAGUAUUUACUGUAGUUUUCUCUCGCGGUAGUAAAUUGAUGUUAAUAUGUAUUGAAUAUGAUGCCAAUCUUCUCCUCUGACAGAUUUGCCUGCAGUAAUUUAUGUCCUCUAAUUGUCGGUCGGUGUUUAAAUUGUAUCAUUUUGGAAAAAGGACACUUCUCUCCCCUUUUCCUGGACUGGAAAAAUGAAAGAAUAAUUUCUGUAUAUUUUGUAUUUAAUUUAUUUCUGUCUUUAUAUUUUUGUUGCAGAUGGCCACUUGUGAUGAAGCAGAAAAAAAGGGCUGCACUUGUUACAGAGUUCUACACGUGUAAUUUACAGAAAAGUGUUUUCAGAAAUAUGAACACGGUCUCUAAAGAAACGUGAGGGGAGUAGUUGGGGAGUUUGAUUUAAGCGUUACACUGCCAAGUAAUGACUUUUAACUUUGAUUUGUACAUAACAGAUUUUAUUUGAAGAUUGUGGAUGCUAUUUAGUUGCGGUGAAAUACAGUAUGCUCUCCAGCUUUAAGAAAUUCAGUGACACGUAACAAAGGGAGCGCCAUAGAUCUCUGAUAUUUACUUGUGCUUAAUGUUUCUGCCAGCAGGUGGCGUGGUGACUCAGCAUUCUCUCUGGUGCACAGUGAAGCUUACCAGUACCAGUAACAUGAUGAUGAUAAUGUGUAAUAUAAAGCAUGUUUCCUGUCGUGACUUGCACUAGCGCUGAGCUGGUGCGUGUGUGAGCUGUAUCAGCUGUAUAAAAGCUACUCUAUAAACAUAAAGGAAGUCGCCUGUUGUAUUUAUCUUCAUCAAUAUACGAACAAACUUCCUCCACAUACAUAAAUACCUAAAAAUGGCCAGUCAUACUGGUCCAAAAUGACAAUGAUAGUUGUGCCAAUUAUUAACAUUAAGAUAUAUUAAAGAUAUAUUGAAAGUACGGUUAAUAAUGUUAAUGUUUUUCUAAUAGUCACGGAAUAAAAACAGUUGUUGGAAAGCA
Solea senegalensis (Senegalese sole) is the source of this 3706-nucleotide messenger RNA. RefSeq names its product MDM4 regulator of p53 (gene mdm4). The record is from RefSeq and is a predicted model, not a curated record. Gene Ontology annotation, molecular function: ubiquitin-protein transferase activity. NCBI's taxonomy places the organism in Eukaryota, Metazoa, Chordata, Actinopteri, Pleuronectiformes, Soleidae. Gene Ontology annotation, biological process: negative regulation of apoptotic process; protein ubiquitination; regulation of cell cycle. Gene Ontology annotation, cellular component: nucleus. The transcript has 11 exons. The coding region runs from base 228 to 1712 and encodes 494 amino acids.